Messenger RNA from Nerophis lumbriciformis (worm pipefish), 786 nucleotides. NCBI's taxonomy places the organism in Eukaryota, Metazoa, Chordata, Actinopteri, Syngnathiformes, Syngnathidae. The record is from RefSeq and is a predicted model, not a curated record.
AUGGCUGAGCCAGAGCUCCUGCUGGACUCCAACAUCCGAUUGUGGGUGGUGUUGCCCAUUGUCUUCAUCACCUUUCUUGUCGGCGUCAUACGUCACUAUGUGUCCAUUCUACUACAAAGUGACAAGAAGUUGACUUUAGAGCAGGUGUCAGACAGCCAAGUCCUCAUUCGGAGCAGAAUCCUCAGAGAAAAUGGAAAAUACAUUCCCAAACAAUCAUUCUUAAUGAGGAAGUUCUACUUCAAUAAUCAAGAAGAUGGAUUCUUCAAGAAAACAAAAAGGAAGGUUGUUCCGCCCUCACCAAUGACUGAUCCCAGCAUGCUGACAGACAUGAUGAAAGGAAACGUGACCAACGUGCUUCCCAUGAUCCUUAUCGGAGGAUGGAUCAAUUGGACCUUUUCAGGAUUUGUAACAACUAAGGUCCCCUUCCCUCUUACACUGCGAUUCAAGCCCAUGCUGCAACAAGGAAUAGAGCUGCUGUCACUAGAUGCUUCCUGGGUGAGCUCAGCAUCGUGGUACUUCCUGAAUGUCUUUGGACUGCGAAGCAUGUACUCAUUAAUCCUUGGCCAGGACAAUGGUGCAGAUCAGUCAAGGAUCAUGCAGGAGCAGAUGAGUGGGGCUGCCAUGGCCAUGCCUGCAGACACAAAUAAAGCCUUCAAGGCGGAGUGGGAGGCCCUCGAACUGACUGACCAUCAGUGGGCGCUGGAGAGUGUGGAAGAGGAUCUUAUGAGUAUGGAGCUGGACUUUGAUGGAAUGUUUAGCAAGGAACUGCCCACUGGUAUCUUCUGA